Messenger RNA from Photinus pyralis (common eastern firefly), 1488 nucleotides. Its product is annotated as dnaJ homolog subfamily C member 28. Bases 218 to 1309 code for a protein of 363 amino acids. The record is from RefSeq and is a predicted model, not a curated record. Lineage: Eukaryota; Metazoa; Arthropoda; Insecta; Coleoptera; Lampyridae. The transcript has 7 exons.
GAUAAGUGUGGUUAAUUGCGCAAACGCACUGUAGAGUGCACUGCAAAACAAAAACAAAAUUAAAAUUAUUUUGAAGUGCCUGGUUUGAAAAAUAACGUGUGAUAUACAUCAAAAUUCCCGUUAAUAGAACACAAUAAUUAAAGAAGAAAUGAUUUUAGGUUAAAAAAAUACAAAAACAAUCAAGCGGAAAAUCGUCGACUUCUGAUCAGUUGGAACAAUGGUACGAGUGAGAAACGCUCAAAAUAUAAUUCCCAUACUUGGAUUGAAGAGACUAGUACCAUAUACAUCAGGUCAUAUGUUCUACAGUACGCGUCCCAAUCAAAAAUUGGAAUACAAGAAAUGUUACAAUAUUUUAAAUGUCCCCGAAAACAGCGACCAAGAGACAAUUCGCAGAGCGUACCUUGAGCUGGUCAAGCGCUACCAUCCCGACAGCGCCACCGAUGAAGCGGACGUUAAGAAGUUCCAGGAAAUAGAUAGGGCUUUUAAAAUGUUAAUGGAUAAAAAGGCGAAAGAGAGGUGGCAAGUUUCCGAUGAACACGUAGAAGAUGAGACUCCACAACAUGCAACUCCGCAGCAUCGCCAUUUCCUCGGAUUUGAUGGUAUUGGCCAUGGUACCAUUUUUCAGAGAGAAAAGCAGUAUGCUCAAAGUAGGGCAAUGCGUGCUUCGGACAGCGUUCUGAAUCAUCGGAUUCAGAAGGCUACGGUGGAUGAUAAGUCGCUGGUAGAGCCCAAACGGCAAAAGCACAAUGUAAAAACAAAAUACGGAUUUGACAGACUAGUGGAGGAUUUAAUACAGGAAGCAAUGUCCAAAGGACAGUUUGACAACCUCUCCGGCACCGGAAAACCGCUACGCGAAGCGAAAGGACAAAGCCCAUACGUCGAUUUCAUUACGCAUAAGUUAAACGAGGUACUCAUCGAGAACGGAUUUACGCCCGAGUGGAUAACUCUACAAAAGGAGAUUCGGGACGAGACGCAGUUGAUUAAAAACGCUCUGUGCCUGGAACGUAAACGUUUUCCUCCGCAUCCCUUGGUCGACGAACAUGCAUCGUUGUGGGAUAGCGUGGUAGAGCACCACAAGAAAAUGGCCGAUGAAUUAAAUCGCAAGAUUAAAAAAUAUAAUUUAUUGGUUCCGAUGCUAAGUAGGCAAAUGUUUCUUAUGAAUCUUCGAAAGGAAGCGCAUAAAAUUCUCGUCAAGGGUAAAAGUAAUAAAGAUGUUGAAUAUGUAAAAAAAAUUAAUGCGUCAAGUGAGCCCAAAGAGGAAAAAAACGGUUUGAUACAUGGGCUUUUACAAUUAUGGUUUAAAGGAUAAAUUUGUCACCAAUUUAGAAAUUAUUGUUUUAAUGUCGAUAAUUAACCGUAAAUAAUUAUAGGUAGGUAGGUAAGCAAGUCCUAAUAAUGUUAAUUUGGGCUCAUUUGGUUUGCCCUUGUAACCUACAUGUAACUAAUUACCUGUUAAUAGUUAUUGUGUAAUACCAAUUUUUUGGAGCA